AUGUGGAGCGGAUCUACCCCACAAAGACUUUGUCUGGGUAAAUCUAUGGUGAGUGGAUCUACCCCACACAGACUUUGUCUGGGUAAAUCUAUGGUGAGAGGAUCUACCCCACAAAGACUUUGUCUGGGUAAAUCUAUGGUGAGUGGAUCUACCCCACAAAGACUUUGUCUUGGUAAAUCUAUGGUGAGUGGAUCUACCCCACAAAGACUUUGUCUGGGUAAAUCUAUGGUGAGUGGAUCUACCCCACAAAUACUUUGUCUGGGUAAAUCUAUGUGGAGCGAAUCUACCCCACAAAGACUUUGUCUGGGUAAAUCUAUGUGGAGCGGGUCUACCCCACAAAGACUUCGUCUGGGUAAUUCUAUGUGGAGCGGAUCUACCCCACAAAUACUUUGUCUGGGUAAUUCUAUGUGGAGCGAAUCUACCCCACAAAGACUUUGUCUGGGUAAAUCUAUGGUGAGAGGAUCUACCCCACAAACACUUCGUCUGGGUAAAUCUAUGUGGAGCGGAUCUACCUCACAAAGACUUUGUCUGGGUAAAUCUAUGGUGAGAGGAUCUACCCCACAAAGACUUUGUCUGGGUAAAUCUAUGGUGAGUGGAUCUACCCCACAAAGACUUUGUCUGGGUAAAUCUAUGUGGAGCGGAUCUACCUCACAAAGACUUUGUCUGGGUAAAUCUAUGUGGAGCGGAUCUACCCCACAAACACUUCGUGUGGGUAAAUCUAUGUGGAGUGGAUCUACCCCACAAACACUUCGUGUGGGUAAAUCUAUGGUGAGAGGAUCUACCCCACAAACACUUCGUGUGGGUAAAUCUAUGUGGAGUGGAUCUACCCCACAAAUACUUUGUCUGGGUAAAUCUAUGGUGAGUGGAUCUACCCCACAAAGACUUUGUCUGGGUAAAUCUAUGGUGAGUGGAUCUACCACACAAAGACUUUGUCCGGGUAAAUCUAUGGUGAGUGGAUCUACCACACAAAGACUUUGUCCGGGUAAAUCUAUGGUGAGAGGAUCUACCACACACAGACUUUGUCUGGGUAAAUCUAUGUGGAGCGGAUCUACCCCACACAUACUUUGUCUGGAUAAAUCUAUGUGGAGCGGAUCUACCCCACAAAGACUUUGUCUGGGUAAAUCUAUGGGGAGCGGAUCUACCCCACAAAGACUUUGUCUUGAUAAAUCUAUGGUGAGUGGAUCUACCCCACAAAGACUUUGUCUGGGUAAAUCUAUGUGGAGCGGAUCUACCCCACAAAGACUUUGUCUUGAUAAAUCUAUGUGGAGCGGCUCUACCCCACAAAGACUUCGUCUGGGUAAAUCUAUGUGGAGCGGGUCUACCCCACAAAGACUUCGUCUGGGUAAAUCUAUGUGGAGCGAAUCUACCCCACAAAGACUUUGUCUGGGUAAAUCUAUGGUGAGUGGAUCUACCCCACAAAGACUUUGUCCGGGUAAAUCUAUGGUGAGCGAAUCUACCCCACAAAGACUUUGUCUGGGUAAAUCUAUGGUGAGCGGAUUUACUUCACAAAGACUUUGUCUGGGUAAAUCUAUGGGGAGCGGAUCUACCCCACAAACACUUCGUGUGGGUGAAUCUAUGGGAAGUGUAGAUUUAGAAAAGAAAGAGUCUGCUUCAGUAAAUUUUCGAGAAAAGGAUCCAAUUAAAAAAAAAAAAAAAAAAUCAACAUCGAGUAUGUGA
Messenger RNA from Pecten maximus, 1677 nucleotides. Its product is annotated as CUB and sushi domain-containing protein 3-like. Lineage: Eukaryota; Metazoa; Mollusca; Bivalvia; Pectinida; Pectinidae. The transcript has a single exon. The record is from RefSeq and is a predicted model, not a curated record. The coding region runs from base 1 to 1677 and encodes 558 amino acids.